Paramecium pentaurelia is the source of this 639-nucleotide messenger RNA. The record is from the annotation of a GenBank genome assembly. Lineage: Eukaryota; Ciliophora; Oligohymenophorea; Peniculida; Parameciidae.
AUGAAAGUUAAUGAACUUGAAAAUUAUAAUAAAAUUAUUAAGUAAAGAUAUUAUUGUGAAACAGAAUUACUUAUUUAAUUAAAUGAUAUUUAAAAAAUAUAGAUUUAAUUUGGAGAAUAAAUUUUUGAUGAUUUUGAAAAAGAAAAGUAGGAAAAUGAAACUCUUAAAGAAUCAGAAAAAUUAUAAUAGUAUAUUCUUAGUCAUUUUUAACCUUAUUUUGUUAAAUAAUUUUAAAAGUAUUAUGGAGAUAAAUUAUAAAAUUCUUAUUUAUUAAAUGGAAUUUCAAAAAAAUAAUAUAAUGAAUUAUUAUAAUUCAUAGAAAAAGAUAAAUAAAGAGCAACUAGAUCAUUUGAGGCAGUUAAGAAAGUUAUUGACGAUUGUUUUUCUUAAUCAUAAUAGAUUAAAAUAGAAAUAUUUAAUGAUUUUAAAUUUGAUGUUGAUGAUUUGCCUAAAAGUGAAAUUAUGAAUUAAUUUUAUAAGUUUUAUAUUAAGAAUUCAUUAGAUCAUGAUUUGACAUAAGAGGAAUAAUAUAAAUUAGUCAAUCAAAAAGUAUUAGAAGAUGUUAAAUUAUAUAUUUAAGAACAAUAUGAAAUGGCAAAUACAUUUCAAAUACUUAAAUUAAUAGGCGAAUUAAUAUGA